AACAUAAACGUAAGAACUAUUUGUGUAUUUUUAGGAAUAUAAACGUGUUUUAAUUAUUUGUUAAUAUUUUUAUUUUGAGAAAAACAAACGGAGCCAUUCAUUUGUCUUCCAUGUUUUUAAAUGUUUUUCCAUGUUUUUAAAUGUUUUUCCUCUCUUCGCCUGCAUUAACAAAUAACACACCACCUUUUGUCCAAAUUCCUGCUCUUUUUGUUAAUGUUUACGUUAAAUCAACCAUUUUUUUUUCUAAAACCUUAAUCUUAUAGAAAGGGAGAGUUUAUCAUACAUGCCCAGGAUGCUUGAAUGUGAAAUUUGUAACAACCGCUGUCGUUUAUUUCUAAAGCAAAUAUAUACGUUCUAACUCAAACUCUGAUGAUAGGGUAUCAAAAGGGUAGUUAAUUGGCUUUUGCCUUUGUUUGAUAUACUACUUCGUACUUCCAGUUUCAGGCAGCCAAGAAUGAAGAAGAAAUCUCCAAUAUACCCGAAAUAUGAAAUGGGUGCUUACGGAAGCGAUAGAUUUGAUCCUCAUCUGGACUUUUCCCAGUUCUUGGCAGAAGCUAGACACCAUGCAAGAGGAGUAGAUUUCCAGAGCUCAUCAUUGCGUCCAGAAGAAAAUGUGAAGAAAAGAUCGCCGGAAGAGAAAAAGUGCAAGAAAUCGUGGAAAAACUCUCUCUUUUCAUGGUGGAAAACUAACAAAAAAUGCAAGCCGGCUCAGGUGGAAACGGCAACUAGAACUAGUUCUUACAAUUCUAUUCCAAGACGUCGUCUUGCGUCUGGUCCGGUAUAUGGCAGUGGUAAGACCAAUGAUGGGAAUGGGAGGCACAGCCGUUCAACAUCUGGGCCUCUCACUGGUCUUUUCAACCCCACAAAGACGUCGGAGAAUGAAAUUCCUUACACGUGUCUUGACCGGCUUGACAGACCUCCUGCCGUUCAGACCUAUGGCCCUCUUUACCUGGUAACGUAGUAUACGGACAUGAACAAGUUGUUGACUCAAGCUUCAAGAGUUCAUUGAUCUGAUGUGAAAUUUGGGGAAAGACUCUCGGAACAUUUUGUUGAGAUGAAACAAAUUGAUUUCUAAAUUCGCUGUGAUGGGCAUCCAAUUGGAUCAUUUUGUUGAAAAUGCAAUGACAACUUCAUUUUAAUUACCAUGAA
This is a messenger RNA of Alnus glutinosa, 1149 nucleotides long. RefSeq lists its product as uncharacterized. The record is from RefSeq and is a predicted model, not a curated record. The transcript is spliced from 2 exons. NCBI's taxonomy places the organism in Eukaryota, Viridiplantae, Streptophyta, Magnoliopsida, Fagales, Betulaceae. Bases 455 to 961 code for a protein of 168 amino acids.